CAUUCACAACGAAUGAAUAGUCACACGUGCUGUUGACAUUGUUUGUCAGAGUUUUGAUUGUAUAGUUUUGAAAACCAUGCCCGGGAAUGAGAGCGAAUCCGACUCUGGGAGUGAGUACGAAGUGGAGCUGCAUGUGAAGCCCAAAAGAGUGCGUAGAGCAGUUAACGAUGACUCUGCCGAUCUUCUGGGAAACUUUGAUGACGAGAAACGCAAAGAGAUAUUUGAGGGGACUUAUGUAGACAAAGAAUCCACAAAAAUUCCCAGCGAUUCUGAGAGCAGUGACGAAGAUGGAGCUGAUAAGCCAGAUGAAUCGAUCAAUGCCGAAGGAAACAACAAACGCACGGAGGGCAGUGAAGCGUCUGCGUCCGAGGUGGAAGAGUCCAAUGCCGAUGGCCAUAUAACGAGUGACCAAUUGAGUAGCCUGCUCCGUGGUGCCUCGAAAUUAAACAGACACGUACUAUACGUUACAAAUCUGAACUUUGAGACCCAAAAGGACGACUUGGAGUCGCACUUCUCAGUUGUUGGUGCUGUGAAAUCCAUACGUAUACCCAAGAAACGACGUGGUGGAUUUGCCUUUGUGGAAAUGGCGGAUCUGAAAGGCUUUCAGCAAGGAUUCCAGUUGCAUAACACCGAGCUACAGGGUAGGAAAAUUAAGGUACAGAUAUCUGAGGCGGGGAAAAAGAAAUCGGCCAACAAGAAAAAUAUUAUCAAACAGAAGAAUCGUAAGUUGGCUGAGAUGCGCAACGAGCAGAAGACUUUCACAAAGAGUGGCAAAUUCUACGAUAAGGACUUGAAGAAGGAGAAGGCUAAGGAUCUGCUUGCUCGCAAGCGCUGGCGUAGGAAUCCAGCGCCAAGGGGAAAGUAAUAAUAAUGCUUAAUAUGUACCUAUUGAAUAGUCUAUAACUUGUAUUAAAAUAUAACUUAUGUAUUCAAAAAA
Drosophila innubila is the source of this 937-nucleotide messenger RNA. Its product is annotated as polyadenylate-binding protein 3. Gene Ontology annotation, molecular function: RNA binding. The record is from RefSeq and is a predicted model, not a curated record. Lineage: Eukaryota; Metazoa; Arthropoda; Insecta; Diptera; Drosophilidae. The transcript has a single exon. The coding region runs from base 77 to 865 and encodes 262 amino acids.